GAUGUUAGCGACUGCCCACACACACACACGCGCACUGAUAAUCUCAUCCUGUAAAAGAGUGUCAUCGCCCUGCAGGGCUCUAAUCGCACAGCUGUAUUCAGUCUCUUCAUUCAUGAAGUGAAACGGUUUUCCGUGGCCGACUGAUCAGGAUGGAGGCGGUGGCUCUCUUCUCUUUCGCAGCAUCAGAAGCAGACGAGAUCAGUUUUCAGAAAGGGGACAUUAUCAAGGUGACAGAAAUGGAGGAUGAUUCUUGCUGGGUCACAGCAGAGAUCCAGGGGAAGCGUGGCUACGUGCCAGAGAACUACAUUUCCCUCCUUCCUUAUCCGUGGUUUGCAGGACGGGUGUCGAGACUUGAGGCUGAGAAGCGUCUUCAGUGGCAGGACCCUGGAGUGUUCCUGGUGAGGGAGAGCGAAUCAGCUCCUGGAGACUUUUCUGUCUCCGUUAGCUACGGUGAGAGGGUGGAGCAUUUCCGGGUGCUGGAGGGUGGAGGUCAGUACUGCAUCUGGGACGAGUCGUUUCGCUCCCUCAACCGGUUGGUGGAUUUCUACAGGACUCACAGUAUCGCCGUGGAGAAAGUGGUCUGCCUCAGAGACCCUGCUGCGUCCCCUCGCCUGCUGUCCCAACCAGAAUGUAACCCAUACCCCAACCCUUAUAAAAGCAGCUCUCAGGAGUCCCUCCCCUCAGCCCGCCUCUACUCUCACCCUCCUCACCCCGGGAGAGAGACCUCCCGUCGUCUCCCUGAACCAGUUGCGGGGAAGGCCCGUUUGGCUCAUGCGCUCUGCGACUACACCCCCCCUCAGACCGCCAACCUCCACUUCCUGCGUGGUGACGUCAUCGACCUGCUGGACUGCUCGAGCUCACUGGCUUGGAGGGGGCGCUGUCGAGGCAGAGUAGGAAUAUUUCCGCCAGAAUACGUCCAGCCGCUGUACCACUGACCACAUAUCAAACUGGAGCGACUUAACCUACUUAUCCAAUGAUCCGGCUGUUAAUGAAACAAUUGGUCUAAUAAUUGAUCAAUGCAAAUUUUCAAUAUUGAUUUGAAGGGCCUGAAGGUGUAUUUUCUCAAUCAGCUUACAUUUGUUAUUUUCACAUGAGAAAUUCUGUAUUUAACAACAUUAAUCAUAAAUACUUAAAAUUGUAAAGAAAUUCUCCUCAUCUCUGCUUGAGGCUGAAGGCCACAUAAGCAUAGCAUAUAACACGCCCGAAUGUUGACGAUCGCGUUGCAUUGUGGGUAAUGUAGGUGCCAGGUUUUGACAAAGAAGAAGAAUGCGGUGGUGCAGCCCUAUAGUGAACCUUUUCUACUCGUCCUCUGAGUCCUAAUGACCUUCCUUCACCAACAGUUUGGAUUGAAAAUAUUAAUUUAAAUUUAAAUUGAACUUCAUGUUUGCUUUGCUUUACCAUCUUGUCGGUGCCUCUAACCUGAACGUAAGUAAACUGUAAACAAGACAAAGAAAGAGUGAUAUCAUCUGGUUAUAAAUACUGGACCAACACUUGUAGCUUUGAUGCACAUAUCUUUACAUUUAUUUGAGAAAUCACAAGAAUAAACACUUGAUGGAUAUUUUUGUCUUUUGAUUAACAUGAGGUCCUUUAUAAUAAGUCUUUCACCAUUGAAAAAGCACAGCAACAUAGACGUUUCCCAACCUUGGGGUUAAUGCCCCUCGAGUCUGUUGUUAAGCAGAAAGGGGUUAAAGACAAAUUUCAGUUCUGUUCAAUUGUAAUCUGUCUGAUAAAUGUGUAAUAAUAAAGUGUAAAACUUCUCAUUAUUUCAUUUAAAUGCUCCAAAUGCACUCUUAAAUACAAAACACAAAGCGUGUA
Messenger RNA from Anarrhichthys ocellatus (wolf-eel), 1815 nucleotides. RefSeq names its product GRB2-related adapter protein-like. Lineage: Eukaryota; Metazoa; Chordata; Actinopteri; Perciformes; Anarhichadidae. Bases 150 to 935 code for a protein of 261 amino acids. The transcript is spliced from 5 exons. Gene Ontology annotation, molecular function: protein binding. The record is from RefSeq and is a predicted model, not a curated record.